This is a messenger RNA of Misgurnus anguillicaudatus (oriental weatherfish), 3900 nucleotides long. RefSeq lists its product as uncharacterized. Lineage: Eukaryota; Metazoa; Chordata; Actinopteri; Cypriniformes; Cobitidae. The record is from RefSeq and is a predicted model, not a curated record. Gene Ontology annotation, cellular component: cytoplasm. Gene Ontology annotation, molecular function: nucleotidyltransferase activity; double-stranded RNA binding; tRNA binding. Gene Ontology annotation, biological process: regulation of translational fidelity.
GAAUGGCUGUUUUGUGAGCCUGGGGUGUGACGUCAUCGCUCAAGACGCCACAGGGUAUAAAGCCCAGUGUGUGCAUGUUGUGCGUCUGGUGUCAAGAUGACAGAGGUUCAUUCUGAUUCAUUUCACUUCUCUAUCGGGAUUCUGGGGAUAUCUGGAGGUUCUUUACUGUUGCUGGUGAAGAACUAUGCAAGCUCCCCAGAUCAUCCCUUCAUUACAGACACAGCUUUAGGAAUCCUGCUUCUGCUGUUUGCUGCUCUUCUGGCUUAUGCUGGUGUAUUACGGAUUCAGUCCCACAAAUCCCUCUUAGCUAGUUUGUGCCUGACAGUGUCAGCGCUGUGGUGCGGUUCAGGUUUAAUUCACAUACUAUCAGGCGAGAAUAUCAUCAGAGGCGGAAAUGUGCUGAGAGAUGCCAUGGUGCCAGGCCUUGCUGCUUUUACCCUGGCACUGCUUGUUAUCUGUGUGGUGGGUGUUGUACAGCAUGAGGUCGUCCUGAUGUUCAUUGCUUUGUCCAUAUGUUUAGCGUGUGGCCACCAAAUCGCCGGUCUGGCAGAUUUGACUUUUGGACAGAAGGCCACUGCUGCUUGCUACUUCAUGGUCUGCGUUGUCUGUGCUUACUUUGGAAGCGGGCGUUUGUUGUCUUAUAUCACAGGGAGAAAGGUUCAGCUACCUGGAAUAGGUUUAUUAAACAAAGACAGCAGAAAACCAUUACAGAGCCGAGAGGCGAAUGACGUCGCGGCCAUCGGAAUUAUCAUGAACUUGUUGUCGGCUAGCGUGCUAGCUUGUCCUUUGCUCGGUGUGGUGCCGAAGCUUUUUGCCGGUCAUGUGCCUUGGCUGUGGACCGCUGGUGUCUUUCAACUGGGAGUGUGUGUUAAGAUGUACAGGGCUAUGGAUACUCUUUCAGCCACCUUUUAUGGCUUUACGUCUAUUCUGCGAUUCACCGAGGGUUAUACCGCCCUAGUGGCGGACCAAACAGACCAGGUACCCUAUUCCCUAGUGCCGUUUCCCGUGGUAUUGUCUGUGCUGUUUUUCAUUCUAGCUGUGUUUAACUUGCAAGGAGGAUUAGUAAACACCAUCUACCAACUGUUUUUUGUGGCGUACAGUAUAGCAAUAGCAUGCGAGCCCCAAAGUUUCUUUCAAAGGGGGUCGCAAGGUGUACAAGCAGCUAUCUUUGUUACUUCUGCCAUUGUGCUCUUCAUAACCCUUUACAACAUGGCAUCCACAAACAAGAUACCAACAGGUGCAGGUAUAUUUAAGAAACUGCUGGCCCGCAGCAAUCAGUUCGUCCUACACACCCAUGACAAAGAUCUACACGCUCCCUAUCUAGGCUUUUCUAAAUAUGCAGAUGCUGAAGUGUUGGGCCACGGUUGCAGUGUCCUGGCUGCUUUUUCAAUAUCAGCCUCUGUUUCUAGCGGAAACCCCUUAGCAUUGCUGAUCCUGCCGUGGGCUGUAGUUUCGGGUGGCAUGUUGCACUUGCUGUGUGGUUGUGUGGCCUUUGCUCGGGGCAAGACCUUGGAGAGCACAACUUUCAUCCUUUACGGUGUCAUGUGGACAGUGUGGGGACUGACACGCUUCGGCGGUUUCUACGGCGACGUCCGCGGUUUCCACGUAGCUGUGGGAAUCAUCAGUUUCAUGCUCUUCAAUGUGUUAGUGACGGUCGGGGCCCUGUUUCUCAACAAGGCUUGGUUCAUCUAUGCCUUCACCUUCCAGCUCAUACUUAUCAGCUUCUUACUGGACGCAGUAGGCGCCGUGCCCUACGGCUACGAUAUUGGCGUGACGAUUAUUUUCGGACUGGUCAGUUUCUACAUCUUCUUGGCCAGCAUUUUUAACUGCACCUUCAAAAGUCCACAGCUUCCAUUGGGAGAUCCUUGGAUUAAGCUGAAAGGCUUCGGAGGAGGUAAAGACCUCUGUCCUCACCUUUCAGCAAGGAAGUCCACAUCUGUUGAACAGAUUGCAGAAAUAAUGAAGAAUGGGGGCAUAUGUGGAAUGCCCACAGACACUGUUUACGUUCUUGUGGCAGCUUGCAAUCGUCCACAGGCUGUUGAGAAAGCCUAUAGGGUAAAGAAACAGGCUAAGGAGCGUCCCAUGUCCUUAUGGAUUUCCUCCAUAAAUCAGUUGGAGCCCGUCAGACAACAGAUCAGUCCUCUUCUCUGGGACUUCAUGGAAGCGGCUUGGCCAUCCUCCAUUAGUUUAGUUAUAGCGAGAGCUCCAUGGAUGGAAUUCUUCGGUUUGGGCGAGUCAUCAAAAUAUAUUGGCACGGCACAGAGCAUAGCUAUAAGAAAUCCUGAUUGUACAGUUGCUACACAUCUCAUAAACGCAGUGGGUCCCAUUGCCGUCACAUCCGCCAACCCUACCGGUGAAGCGGACACAACUCAUCAUAACCAGGUUUAUGCGAAACUUGGUGACAAGGUAGAUGGAGUGCUGUGUGACGGGCCAUCACCAGAGAAUAUUGCAUCAACAGUGGUAGACUGUACCAAAAUUGAAAGCGGACAGAUCGGAUUUUUCCGCGUCGGACUGAUUCCUAAAUCCAAGGUUCUUCAGAUCUUUGAGGACAUUCAGAAGCAACAUAGACACGGUCAGACGAACGCAGCUUUUGAGACGGACAUGACAGAUCCUCAGACAGAUGUAUCUGAUAAUAACACAGACUCUGGUUUUGCUCAGAUGACUCCUGCAGACUCACAGAGUUCUUCAGACCUCACUGAACAUGACCAGCAGAUUAAUGAGAACGAGACAGACAAAUGCUGAUAUCAAUGCUAUUCACUGUAAUUAUUCAAUGUGUAAAUGGACUGCAUUGGUCAGGUUGAGCCGGGGAUUGAACCUCCAGACAACAGAUCUCCGAUUUGUAAACAACCUAUAUGAACCACUGAGCCACUGCCGGCCCAAUAUGUGCAUUAUUAUAUAAUGUAUAAUCAGUUUACACAAGCAAACACAAUGGAGCAGAAAACAAUGCAGUUCAUGUUGAUGAAGGAGCAAAUGUCAACUCAGAACUUUGUUAACUAUGUUAACAUUUAUAUCGUAUUUUAUUGUAUACAUUUGGUAGUCCACACAAUACCAAGACAUGUAAAAAGGGGCUCUUUGUAAAUGAUAGUUGUGUUGUUCUUAUUGUUAUACUAGUACAUUUUUAUUAUUUGUUAUUAUAAGAUGACAAUUUGAUGCAUCACGUUGAAAUCAUUUAAAUACAACUGAUUUAUAUUAACAUGUCUUCAUCCACUGAAUCUUGAAUGAAUAAAACAUCAUAUUUGGAGACAUACAGUUUAUGAGCUCCACCAAAGUGCUUUAUAAACAGAUGUGCCCUGUACACUGCUAGGUGUAAGACCCACCCAAGUAACUUUAUAUCAUUUUUGUCCUUUAUCUUAGAGACCUCAAUAAAAAAAAUAUAAAAAUGGCAAAUUGAUACACAGUAGGUUAACUUGGUAAGAUUUACAAACAUUAUUAGAUUAUGGUAAACUAGCGUUGAUCUGGUUGCUUUGAGUUUUAUGUGUAGAGUUUUAAAACUCUCAUACACUUUUAAAUUGAUUCUUCCCCACUGGGGGAAUGAGCUACUGAGUCUUUAUCAAAGAAACUGUUUACUAGCAUUUACAGAUUCCUAUCCUAAAUACUGUAAAAAUGUUAUGUAUACACUAUGCUGGACUAAUCGUUACAGUUUAAUGGAGGCCAGUUAUUGUGUAAGAGUAAACCUCACUGCCAAAGUGAUGCUCUACUGACAGAUGUUAUAGGGGCUGUGGCAUUUAAUUUUAUUUAUUUAUUUACUUACUGAUAUGUAUUUGAUCAUGGGCGGACUGGGACAAAAAAUCGGCCCUGGCAUUUUGGACCGGCACGCCGUUUGAUAACACACAUAUUAUCUUUCGUCUUGGUCUCUUAAAUGUGUAUACAAACCAUGACAUAAAACAAGGUUAAAUCUGA